GCAAGCAUGAAUUCUACAUCAACAUAUGGGAGAAUAGAAAUCAGUGGGUGGUCCAAGGGGCGCCGGAGACAAGGCCAAUGGGGUACCACGAUGGCUACAUGCGGUGGUAUCGGCACUUCACGCUAAGAUGGGUGUCAAAGCAAGGUGCUGUUUGGGGCGCAGUGGUUGACGGUUUGGAGCAUGCGAAGCACACCGUCGAGAGUGCACCC
This is a messenger RNA of Linum tenue, 209 nucleotides long. The record is from the annotation of a GenBank genome assembly. NCBI's taxonomy places the organism in Eukaryota, Viridiplantae, Streptophyta, Magnoliopsida, Malpighiales, Linaceae.